UAAAGGGCUUCUCGGCAGGCGCACCCAGAACCAUCUCCUUCUCUCUUCUCCACCGCCGAUUCGAUGCCUGCGAGCCCCUCCGCCGCGGCCCGCCUGAGAACCCCAUUCUCGAUCGGGAGCUCUCGUUGUCUCCGGGAAGAAGGGGAGGGAGGCUGCCCGAGAUUCCUCGCCCCCUUCUCCAGAUCCAGCAAUUGCAUGACCUAGCCCUAGCCCUAGCGAGCGGUGUCGGGGCUCUCUUUUUUUUUUUUGGAUGGCGCCCGCUCGGAGGAAGGGAUCCGCAAGAGCAGCAGCCGCCGCCGCCGCCGCCCAGCAGCAGUGGAAGGUCGGCGAUCUUGUCCUCGCCAAGAUGAAGGGCUUCCCGGCAUGGCCGGCCGUGAUUAGUGAGCCGGAGAAGUGGGGCUUCUCAUCUGUUCGGAAGAAGCUGCUUGUCUACUUCUAUGGAACUAAGCAGAUCUAUCUUAAAAAAGAUCAAAUUGGUACAGCAGUUCUAUCAGAGCCUUCUGCAACUAUGCUGAUAUUGAAGCUUUCACGGAGGAGAAAAAGAAAGCUCUUUUAGUUAAGCGCCAGGGUAAAGGAGCUGAUUUUGUCCGUGCAGUUGAUGAAAUAAUUGAUGUCUAUGAAACUUUAAAGAAGCAGAUCUGUGAUGAGUUUAUUUCGAGGGAUGAGAACAUUGCACCAAAUGAUGGAAAUUUGGAAACUAAUAGAAGUAAUUCUUUUAAAAAGAGCCCAGAACAUAGUUCUCAUAUUGCAGAUGACCAGAAGUCAGCUGCCAUAUGUGCGAUAGCAAGCCAUGAUGUAUUCAGUUCUGAAGAAAUUUCUGCAACCUCAAAGGAAGGCAAUCCUCACAAUUUAAAUCCUGCAAUUGAUGAGCCAGCUGAGAGGGUCUCGAUCCUUGAUCAACAUGAGCUGAGUGCUUUGGUUACUAUUACAACUUCAAGGAAAAAGAGAUCGAUAGAUGCUCCACCCCAGAGUUUUAUUUCUCAGAAAAGAUUAACAUCCCUUCGAAGGUCUAGAAAUUGUACUGGUGAUCCCCCAGAAGUUAAAGAGUCAGAUAUGCUACGUAAUGAUUCUGACUCAGCUGGUGAUAAUGUGACUACUGAUGGAGUGCAGGAAGAGUCUAUGAUAAAUAAGAGUGCUGAAAACAUGCCAUAUACCUCAGAUUUCCAUGAUCCGGCUGUGCCGGUUACUGCCAGUUUGCCUAGAAAUGGUAGCAGAGAGGAUACUAUAUCUGAAAUAGCUGCAACAAAAUAUGAAGCCAAUAAUCUGAAUGAAGAGGCUGUACUUGAUCCUAGUAAAAUUGAAGUCACUGCAAAUGGGUGCCUGGAGAAUGAAGUUAGGCAGAAUGGCCAACUUGACCUCCCCAUGAAGACGGUGAUCUUUAGGAAAAAAAGGAAACCAAACAGGAAGCGGGCAUCUAAUAGUACAGAAUGUGCUAGAUUGGACAAGUAUACACAAGUGCAGGUUGAUCCAAGUCGAAGCUGUACAGUCUCUCCAAAUUCUCGUAGCGCAAUAAGUGAAAUAGAUCGUAAAGCAGAUGGAGACAAACACCUUCCUUUGGUGAAAAGAGCAAGGGUUCGAAUGGGUAAACCACUUGUAGAGGAGAAACAGUUUGAUGAUCUUCUUGGCACUAAUGACAAAUCAGAAGUGACGGUGAUGAUAAAUAAUUGUGAUAAAUGUUCUACAUCCACCAGUCCUGGAAAUAAUUGUCUUCCCAAUGGGACAUCUCUAGGGGUCAAGGAAGACUCAAAUUCAUCCCCAAUAAAUGAUUGUUCUCUUCCUUCAGGAAGAGAUCUUAUGCUAUGGAAGUCUAAAAAGUAUCAAUUGAAGGGUUUUACAUUAGAUGUUGAAGCAGCUUUGCCUCCAUCAAAACGUCUACAUCGUGCUUUGGAAGCUAUGUCCGCCCAUGCUGCUGAAGCUACGGUUGAUUGUCCUGAAGCCCCAAGGGCAAUGGAAAUGAUGCCCAAUGGCUGCAUGGUAUCUCCCAAGACAAGUUCUCUCCAUCUUUCUCCUUAUGGGAACAUUGAGAGCGCGGCAAGAUUGCAUGAUACCCACUCUUCUGAAUGUAUUGCAUUUAACAUGAGUGCAUCUGGAUUGUGCUCACAAAAUUUGGAUGCACCUACAAUGGCUUCUUCAGAAGUGAAAACUGAUGACAUCAAUUCUGAAGAUUUAAGGAAUCCUCAGGAUAAACAUUGCAAUGAAAUCCUUGUGGAUGUUAAAAGCUGUGAUAGGUCAUCUAUGUCUAAAAUAGUUGACGCUGAUAUACAUGACAAGAUUAUGCAACCUUGUUCUUUCAGGUUAACUGAGAAGAAGUUUAAUCUGACUAACUGUGAAGAUAUGCCUGAUCAAUUAUCGUCAUCUUUAGGAAAAGUAAAUGGGAAUGAGAUUCUGCAACCAGAAGAGAAAUGCCCGCAUUCUCCUAUGGGCAAUAUAAGUGGAGACCAAACAGCAGAACCAACCACACAGAUGCCAACCUCUGUUUUGAAUACUAAAGGGAGAAGUGCUUCCUUCUCUCCUUUUGGAGCUUUCAUGAUUAUAUCUACUACAAAUGGCAGUUCUACAAAAAGUGGGACAUCUAGGCCUACAAAGUCUUCUAGCAUUCAAUCCGAUGAAGACGCUCAAACCCAUGACAUGGAGGAUGUUGCAAGGGAAGUCAGAUGCAGAGUAACUUCAAGGGAUCAGUGUAUUUCUCCUGAUUUGACACCCAUGAAAGAUUUGAUUGCUGCUGCCCUGGCUAAGCGACUUUCGUCUCGGUCUACUUCAUUGUCUGAUAACUCUGUAGAUUAUAAGGUUGAGGCUGUGAUAAGUCCAUUUUUAGGCUAUAAGGAAGAUUCUUUUGGAAAAGGUUCACCUUCAAAUCCCAUGAUCAAUCAUACAUCUGCUAUAGAUGAUAGGCUUCAGCAUCUAAGAAAUAGUAGCAGAAGUCCUCCUGGUGGUCUGCGACAGAAAAGCUUAAGCAAAUUAACUGACUAUGUAGAAGCAAAUGCUGCAAGGAAAUCUUUUGAAGCUUUGCUUUGUAAAUUAACAAGAACAAAAGAGAGUAUAGGUCGGGCAACACGCCUUGCUAUCGAGUGUGCUAAAUAUGGGAUUGCUGGGGAGGUAGUUGAUAUUCUUCUUCAUACCCUGGAAAGAGAGUCUAGCUUGUACAGAAGGGUUGAUCUAUUCUUCCUUGUAGAUUCAAUUACUCAAUGUUCGCGAAGUCAAAAAGGUGGAGCUGGAGAUGUUUACCCCUCUAUUGUCCAAUCAGUGCUUCCACGUUUGUUAUCUGCUGUGGCACCUCCUGGAAAUGCAGCACGGGAAAACCGCAGGCAAUGCCUCAAGGUUUUGAGAUUAUGGCUGGAGCGGAAAACCCUUCCAGAAUCAACUAUACGCCAUCACAUUCGAGAACUUGAUUCUAUAAAUGAAGCAUCGUUUGCCUGUGCUUCUUCUCGACGUCCAUCAAGAACUGAGAGGGCUCUUAAUGAUCCUGUCAGGGAGAUGGAAGGAAUGCUUGUUGACGAGUAUGGAAGCAAUACCAGUUUCCAACUUCCAUGCUUAUUUCGUACUACUUUGCUUGAAGAUGAGGAAGCAAGUGCUGAUGAUGAAAAAAGUUUCGAGGCUGUUACUCCAGAACGACUUGCUGUAGUUGAUCAUGAGAAGGGAAUCACUGAGAAGCACCGGCGUAUCCUAGAAGAUGUUGAUGGUGAGCUAGAGAUGGAGGAUGUAGCUCCUCUUUGCGAAGUUGAAGUGAGAUCCUCCUCUCAUGUUUCAGGAGAUGAUACCAUAGGCAGUACUCAUAAUCAACCUGAUCAGCAUCAUUCAUUGCCCUUUGCUCCUCCACUCCCUGAGGACAGGCCACCAUCUCCACCCCCUUUGCCAUCAUCUCCUCCGCCUUUGCCUCCCCCUUGCUCUAGCGCUCUCUCUGUUGUUUCACAACAUCAACCCGGUUCACAUGCUAUUGCUGAUACUGCUGACUUGCAUCUUUCUAGCACUACCCAUAAUAUGCAAAAUCAACAAUCAGAGUCUUGUCAGCGUCCAAGUACUCUGAGUGCGAACUUGAUGCCCUCAGAGUUGGUUCCGUGUUAUAUGCCUAGAUAUGGAGGUCCUCCAAAACAGUUGCCACCACCUGUCCUAUCUCAUAGUUCUUCUAGUUCUUAUGGCAGCUUUCCUGCUUCUCAUCCAGCUAACAAUUCUGGGAAUAACUUUCAGUCUAUGGUCACUGCCCCUACGUGCAAUAAGACCUAUCACUUAAAGCCACCCCCUCCAACAGUUUCAAAUCAGUUCUCCUAUGUCCAUGCUGAACCGCAACAAAGAGCUCAACCUUGGGGCAAUUGUUCUGCAUUCACUGAGAGGUUCCACUUUGUACAUGAUAUCCAUAGGAGAAACUUCUAUGGUGAUAGAGGUGCAAGGGGACCAGUUCAACAAGAGAUUGUUGAGAGGGGCAGGUUUUCUCCAGCUUUUCAUUCGGGUCCCUCAGUUUCUGAAAAGGUGGAGGCAUCUCCUGUUUCUCUGUCCCACUAUGGUCCACCAUCAGAUCCCCCACCAAUUCCAUGCCCUGGGUGGCCUCCUCAUCCCAGGGUGUCCAGUUACUCUGUAUCUGCUUCAAGAUCACCAAUAGAGAGCCGAGUUUCUCGAGCGGCUGGAGCACCUGGUUACUGGAGACCAAGAUAAGCAUUUUGUUGUCAACAGUUAAUGGUGAAAUUCUUUGAUCUGGGUUCAACAGCAGCUUGCUCAGACAGUUCAGGAAGUAUCUCUUUUUUUUGUUUUUGUAAUGGGAGGAAAUUUCUAUGAGAUGCCUCUCCAUCCAAAUCAGAGCUUAUUCGAGGAGAGAUUUCUGUUUGAGAAUGAGAAAUGCAGCCUGCCUCAUUGUACAUAUGGAUUUUAGUAUUAUUCUGCCAAAGCAGAAGCGGAGAGGCAGUCAUUUGUGGGAAGAGCUGUAUCAUAGCUUUAGACUGUCGUGUGUUAAUCUUUAUUUAUAGGUACAACAGUGUUAGUCCAAUAGUGUUAUUUCUUUUGGAGGUUCAUAAUCCCUUUACCCCUGCAAUUUGUCAUUUUUACAUUGGCCCCGCUUAACUGUAAGGGCUCCCUAAAAAAACAUAAAUUAAUAUAAAUUUUUGAUUCAAGCUCUUA
Phoenix dactylifera (date palm) is the source of this 5106-nucleotide messenger RNA. RefSeq names its product Tudor/PWWP/MBT domain-containing protein. The record is from RefSeq and is a predicted model, not a curated record. Lineage: Eukaryota; Viridiplantae; Streptophyta; Magnoliopsida; Arecales; Arecaceae.